Messenger RNA from Anopheles nili, 762 nucleotides. RefSeq lists its product as uncharacterized. NCBI's taxonomy places the organism in Eukaryota, Metazoa, Arthropoda, Insecta, Diptera, Culicidae. The record is from RefSeq and is a predicted model, not a curated record. The transcript has 3 exons. Gene Ontology annotation, cellular component: extracellular matrix. Bases 1 to 762 code for a protein of 253 amino acids.
AUGUUCAAAAUCAUCGCCAUCGUCGCCUGUCUGGCCGUGGUUGCGUCCGCGCAGUACUACGGUGGAGAGCAUGGUCUUAGCGGGUAUGGCCACCACCACGAGGAGCCGAAGGAUUACUACGCUUACCCCAAGUACAAGUUCGAGUAUGGCGUGAAGGACCCUCACACCGGGGACCACAAGAGCCAGUGGGAGGUGCGCGAUGGAGAUGUCGUCAAGGGACAGUACUCGUUGCAUGAGGCUGAUGGAACCGAGCGUGUGGUUGAGUACAAAUCGGACAAGCACAGUGGCUUCGAGGCUGUCGUCAAGAAGGUUGGACAUGCUCACCACCCGCAGGUGUACGGAGGACACCUAAACCAAAGAAAAUCCUACAAAAUGAUGAAGCUAACCAUCGUCGUCCUGGCCGUCCUGGCUGUCGUUGCUGCAGGAGAAUACGAGCACCACGACUACCAUUCGCAUCCGAGCUACAAGUUCGAGUACGGCGUGAAGGAUCCCCACACUGGUGAUCACAAGAGCCAGUGGGAACAUCGGGAUGGAGAUGUCGUCAAGGGAGCCUAUACCCUGCAUGAAGCUGAUGGAACUGAGCGAGUGGUCGAGUACUCGUCGGACAAGCACAACGGAUUCCAGGCUCACGUAAAGCGUGUGGGUCAUGCUCACCAUCCGGAGGUGUAUGGACAUCAUGAAGAGGGUCAUUCAUAUGGUGGACACGGACACGGACAUGCCAGCAGCUACGCCAACGGAAACCUCUAUCAGCACCAUCAUUGA